CAGUUUGCUGUUGUUUACAAGGCCCGAAACAACCAGGAUGUGAACCGAGAAGAAAUCAUUAAAACACUUGCUUCACUGGUAACUAUGAACGGGGACUACCCUCAUCGAGUAGAUCUUCUUAAUCCUGAUCUCACCAUUGUCGUGGAAAUAGUGAAGGGUAAUUUUUGUGUCAGUGUUGUAAAAGACUUCAACAAACUCAAAAGGUACAAUAUCCAGUCAAUCGUGGGACUAUCAGGAGAUAAAGCUGAAGGAAACACUGAAGUAAAAGAAUCCGAGAACUAACUUGCACAUUAGCUGCUAGUUGUACUUGCACCAUUAGGGAUAGGGAAUUUUGUUCAUCUCUUAUCUAAGAUUGACCUUGAUUAUGACAUGUGACG
This is a messenger RNA of Geodia barretti, 377 nucleotides long. The record is from the annotation of a GenBank genome assembly. NCBI's taxonomy places the organism in Eukaryota, Metazoa, Porifera, Demospongiae, Tetractinellida, Geodiidae.